CAUACUCCAUACGGAAUGGUGUAUACGGUACCCACAAAACUAAUUUGUAUAUUUUAACUACAAAAAUUGCAAAAUUCUUUUUGCUUGUUUUUCACAAAUAAAAACAAUAAAAAUAACAUCGCAUCAAUAUUUGUUUUUACAAUAAUACACGAUAAACUUCAAUAAAACAAUUUCGCACAUUUCCACUUGAAUUUCUGUGCUUGAGAGGAUUUUUUGUGCGCAAUUUUCCAGCAGCAGUACCCUUUGCCUUUGGGAUAAUGGCUAAUAAUUCAAAUAAGCAGCAGCAAUCAAGGUCCAAAGAAAACAACAAUUUGCCCCGAAAUGUCCAACGCGAACUCAAAGCUAAAAUAACCCAUUUUCUGGAUUACGGAGAAGCCGAAACCCUCAUUCUAACCGCCCUGCCCAAUGAUCACCGAAAGUUUCUGCACAAAUAUGCGGCAUCUAUUGGCUUAAAAUCGAAGAGCUUUGGCAGCAAAGAUAAACGCGAACUACACAUAAGUCUACGCGCGAAACGAAUAACUCUCGGACACACCAAACUUUUGGGAUUGUCCGAUGAGACUAGAACUUAUUUCGACAAACCCCUUUUGCAAGAACUCAGGGAGAAAAUGCUUGAGGAGAGCAUCGACAAUUGCGAAAAAGAACGCAGUCUUUUCCGCAAGGGUUGCUUGUUGCUGCAACUGGGUCCACGUCUGGUUCCGCCACGACCACCCAGAGUUAAUCUACAAAUGCAGCGAGACAGAAUGGAUUUGCCAAUUGCCAUGUAUCAGAGUGCAAUUAUGGAAGUGCUGCGUAAUAAUUCUGUUGCUAUUAUAAAUGGCCAAACUGGCUCUGGAAAGACAACCCAGGUUCCCCAGUACAUUCUAGAGGAGUGUACACGGUUCAAUAAGCCGUGUCGUAUUAUUUGCACACAGCCGCGACGUAUCGCAACUGUGACUGUGGCCAAUCGAGUUGCCGAAGAACGCUGCGAGCCCAUUGGUGAAACUGUUGGCUACCAAAUACGUUUAGAAAGUCGCAUGCGAAGAACUACAAAUCUUAUCUACACAACGAGUGGUUGUGUUUUGCGAUCUAUUAUGGGAGAUGCAAAAGACUUUUUCCAAAAAAUCACCCAUUUAAUCAUUGAUGAAAUCCACGAGCGUGACAAAGACACCGAUUUCACUUUGAUAACCGUCAAAGAACAACUCAAGUACAAUAAAAACCUUAAAGUCCUUCUGAUGUCAGCUACAAUGGACAUUAAUUUGCUGUCAUCGUUCUUUAACGAUUGCCCCAUAGUUAACGUACCCGGACAAGGCUACAAUGUUAAAAUCUACCAUUUGGAAGACAUACUUUUCCACACUGGCUAUCGUUCUUCGUUGAUGGAGAAAUAUUUGCGUCUAGCUGCAGCCGCACCAAUUAAAAAAGUUCAAGCCGAUAUACACACACAAACAAACUUCGAUCUUAUAAUCAAUGAGAUAUUAGAGGCGAGCGGAAGGUUGGAGAGUACAAUUGAAUUAUUCGAUCAACUGCAAUACUACAUAGAGAACGAGGGCGUUGCCAUCGAUUUAUGUCAUUCGAAGAGUGGAAAAACCGCACUCAUAGCUGCCGCUCAGUGCAAUCUUCCACGAUAUCUUGAGCGUUUCCUUCAACUUAAUGCCGACAUCAAUAUUCGAGAUUUUUCGGGAAAAUCGGCUCUGACCUAUGCUGCGGCAUUUGAGGAUGGCAUUUGUUUGAAAUUGCUGGGAAUGUCUCAUCAAAAUAACGAUUUACAGAUCAUGGAAAAGCAAACAUUGCUCUCCGCUUAUGCCCAGCAGUUCCACGAUGAUAACGAAGUCGAUCACUAUUUGAUUCUGUCUCUGAUCGAGGGACUUUAUCGCAGCAAACAUCCGGGCGCCAUAUUGGUUUUCUUGCCGGGCUACAAUGACAUUGUAAUGCAGAGGGAUUUAAUAGAAAGCACCCUCCCCUCGGGAACAUACACAAUGUUCAUUUUGCAUGGUCAAAUGGAAUCGAGCGAUCAGCGAAUGGCACUGCAGCCGCAACGCAAUCGCAAAAUCAUCCUGUCCACCAACAUAGGACAAACGUCAAUCACAAUUCCGGAUCUCGCAUACAUAAUAGAUUCGGGCAAGGUUAAGAUGAAAACGCACGACGUGGUGACAUCAUCCUCCGAAUUGCGCUCCGUGUGGAUCUCCCAAGCAGAUGCCCGACAGAGGUCCGGACGCGCUGGACGCACGCAAAACGGAGUAUGCUACAGAUUGUAUUCGCAUGAAAGAUUCUAUCAAAUGAGCCCGCAUUGCAUUCCAGAACUCAUGCGCAUUCCAUUGACGGAAAUUUGUCUCUAUGCCAAAUCGUUUGAUCCACAAUCAGACGUUCAAAGUUUCUUAUCGCGAGCACUCAACCCGCCCUCAGGCCUAAUUGUGCAAAAUGCCGUAAAGAAGCUCAAAAUCAUCGGCGUCUUCACUGAUGACGAACUUAUAACCGAAUUGGGUAGACACUUAGUGGAUAUACCCGUAGAUGUGCAGUUGGGCAAAGCCCUAAUGUACGGCAUAUUCUUUAAGUGCGUCGAGCCACUGACCACAAUAGUGGCUUUCCACUCGGUCAAAGACCCUUUUAUAUUACCCACCGAUCGGGCUCUUCACGGGACCGCAUCGGUUCAGCGCAAAUCACUUUCUGGCGACUAUUACAGUGACCAGAUGGGAAUCCUCGUUCUGUAUGAUUCAUAUAUGUCUAUAAGAAAUAACAGGAGAAGAAAACAAGAAUUUUGCAAUAAGCACUUCCUUUCCAUGCCGUGCAUGGAGAUAUUCUGCUCAACACGAAAACAGAUUCACGAUGUUAUUGUCAGCAAGUACUCAAUUACACCGGGUCAUUCAAAUAACUAUGAUUGGAAUCUAAUUCGUCUUUGCCUGCUGGCCGGUCUCUAUCCAAAUAUUGCCCUAAUCGAUCGCAAACGAAUGAACAUCAAAUCGGGCACCGACAAACAGCUACUCCUGCAGCGGAGUUCAUCGCUCAAUCCACCAGGAAAGAAGUCACUCAAAGAAUUCGCCAAUAAGCUACCAUACGAUUGGCUUGUCUUCUAUGAGAAAUCCAAACUCUUCAACAACUACAGCAUCAAUAUGAACACAUUAGUACCGCCUGUCAUGAUCGCAUUGCAGUGUGGCCGAGAGCAUUUGGUGGAAACGCAAGGCGACGAAGAAGAACAAACCAAUGAUGAAAAUAACGAACAAAUUGCACGGACGAGCACGCUUUCUUUAGACAGUUGGAUUAAAUUUGCUAUGAGCGAAAAUGAUGCUGACAUUUUGGUAACCUUAAGAAGUUUGGUUGAAAUUGAGUUUAUUAAGUUUUUAUAUCUUGGACAUUCGGAGACAUCGGAAAAAGCUGUGGAAUAUGUUAAAUUUAUUCUCAACUCCGAAGUUGAUGAAUGUACUCUUACAUUUAAGCAGUAAUAAAAAACUUAUAUAUAUAUAUUUAUAUUUAUAAUAUAACUUAUUAUUUAUAAGCUAGAAUCUGGUGAAAUAGAAGCUCAUCUUUUCUGAUAAGGAAAGCUUUCAAAAAUUCUUUUUUUUUUUUUAAUUUAAUUGAUUGUGAUCAGGAUUAGAAUCAGAAUCACAUAAACAAUACAUACAUACAUAAGUAGGAAUAUAUAUAUAUAUAUAAAAAAUACAUAUAUCAAAUAUUUGUCUGUUUUUACAUACAUACAUAACUUCAAACUAAGUUUAUACCGAUGACGAAGAUAAAGACGAAGACAAACUGCAACAGCUCGAAACUACGAAAAGGGCACCGCAUCAGUCGUCGUCGUUUUGUGUUGUAAUUUCCCAUUUCUUUUUAUCAUGAAUUUAAACAUAAAUAUUGAUGUUAAAACAAAUCUUAAUCCACAUUGUUUGUUUUCUGUUUUGAAUCGAUGUAAAUUUAAUAAUCUAUAUGAUAAAUGUUAAAGGACAUUAUUAUUUAAAUGGCUAUUUUAUUCGUACAUAUACAAAAGUAUAACGUAGCCUUUAGUUUAAAAACACAAGAACACAAAGUGAUCUAAAUGAAUAAAGACGUUGUAACAUCAAUAACAAUUAACAAAGUACCGGCUUUAAAUUUAAAUUAAAAACCAGACUACAUUUUAAAACAUUUCCUUUUUCUUUUUUAAAUUAAAUAUUCCAUUUGUUUCAAGAAUUUAUUUUUCUUCAUUUAACAAUAUUUUAUUUGAAUUACAUUAAUAUUAAAAAAAAAACAAAUAACUUAUGUUGUACUUCUAUUAUUUUACAUGCAAUGAAUAUAUUUUUUAAACAAACUCAUAAAUAAUAAUUAUCCUUAUCAAUAAAGAUGAUAAAUAUAUACAUUGCCAGACAUUUAGCUAUUGAACAAGUUUAUAAUAAUCUUAAAAAUUAUACAAAACAAACAAACAAAAAUAAAAACAAUAUUUUGAAAUUAUAUGCACAUUGUUUUACAAAUUAAACAUUCGUUAGGAUGCUUAGACAUUAUAAAUUGGCUAUAUCUGGUCGUCAUUAUAUAUUUAAUGUUAUGAAAAAAUUUAUUAUUGAUCAUUCAAAAACAAAAAACAAAAACAAAACAAAAAGAACGAAUAUUUUUCUUUUGAAUAUGGCAUUAGAGAUAUAUAUGUGAUUUUAUACAUAAAAUAAACAUGAAAUAAGUAGUGUAA
Messenger RNA from Eupeodes corollae, 4615 nucleotides. Its product is annotated as 3'-5' RNA helicase YTHDC2. Lineage: Eukaryota; Metazoa; Arthropoda; Insecta; Diptera; Syrphidae. Gene Ontology annotation, cellular component: intracellular anatomical structure. The transcript is spliced from 3 exons. Gene Ontology annotation, molecular function: ATP binding; protein binding; RNA binding. The record is from RefSeq and is a predicted model, not a curated record. The coding region runs from base 258 to 3413 and encodes 1051 amino acids.